CUGUGAGGAGGGCCGGAGCCACCACACGGCAGCAGCUCCCUCCGCAGCAGGACCCGCAGGGUAAGCCUCUGGAGGUGAACCUGACCCCACCCGGCCCCCACCUGGCGCCAGGCAGUGACUUCCCAGGGUGACUCCUAAGGCGGAAGAUGGCUGCCCAAGUGCAGGUGCAGACGGGGCCGCUGCUGCUGGGUCUGCUCCUCCUGGUUCAAGGUGCCGCUGCCGGGGGCUCCCGGGAGGACUUGCGCUUCUGCGGCCAGCGGAACCAGACGCAGAGGAGCAGCCUCCGCUAUGAGCAGUGGACACAGCUGCGCAUCUCCAUCGAGAACUCGGAGGACGCCCUCACAGUCCACGCCCCCUUCCCUGGAGUCCCCGGGGCUUCCCACCCCUUCCCGGACCCCAGGGGCCUCUACCAUUUCUGCCUCUCCUGGAACCGCCACGCUGGGAAACUGCGCCUGCUCUACGGCAAGAACGACUUCUUGCUGAGUGACCGAGCCUCUGGCCUCCUGUGCUUCCAGGGCCGGGAGGAGAUCCUGGUCCAGGGCCCCCACAUGCUCGCCACCUCUGUCAGCUCCUGGUGGAGCCCCCAGAACACCAGCCUGCCCAGUGCUGUCGGCUUCACCUUCUCCUUCCACGAUCCUCCCCAGACGGCCUCCCACAAUGCCUCGGUGGACAUGUGCGAGCUGAAACGGGACCUCCAGCGGCUCAGCCAGCUUCUGAAGGCUCCCGGAAAGAUCCCAAGGAGGCCCUCGGCCACGCCCACCCACUCCAGCCAGCAGCUGCAGAGCCUGGAGUCGAAGCUGACCUCCCUGAGGUUCACAGGGGACACGGUGUCCUUCGAGGAGGAGCGGGUCAACGCCACAGUGUGGAAGCUCCAGCCCACAGCCGGCCUGCGGGACCUGCACAUCCGCUCCGGGCAGGAGGAGGGUCCGGGGGACGUCCGGGAGUACUCGGUGCUGCUGCCCCGCGCGCUCUUCCAGAAGACCAGAGGCCGGAGCGGGGAGGCUGCCCGGAGACUCCUCCUGGUGGACUUCAGCAGCCAAGCCCUGUUCCAGGACAAGAAUUCUAGCCAGGUCCUGGGUGAGAAGGUCUUGGGUAUUGUUGUGCCGAACACCAAGGUCGCCAACCUCUCGGAGCCCGUGGUGCUCACCUUCCAGCACCAGCCGCAGCCGAAGAACGUGACUCUACAAUGUGUAUUCUGGGUUGAAGGCUCGGCACUGACUGGCCCAGGGAGCUGGAGCAGCGCCGGGUGCAAGACCAUCAGCAGAGAGAUGCACACGUCCUGCCUCUGCGACCACCUGACCUACUUCGCAGUUCUGAUGGUGGCCUCCGUGGAGGUGGACGCCGUGCACAAGCACUACCUGACCCUCCUGUCCUAUGUGGGCUGUGUCAUCUCCGCCCUGGCCUGCGUCCUCACCAUCGCCGCCUACCUCUUCUCCAGGAGGAAGUCUCGGGAUUACACCAUCAAGGUGCACAUGAACUUGCUGAUGGCUGUCUUCCUGCUGGAUGUGAGCUUCCUGCUCAGCGAGCCGGUGGCCCUGACAGGCUCCGAGGCUGGCUGCCGUGCCAGCGCCAUCUUCCUACACUUCUCCCUGCUCGCCUGCCUCUCCUGGAUGGGCCUGGAGGGCUACAACCUCUACCGACUGGUGGUGGAGGUCUUCGGCACCUACGUCCCUGGCUACCUGCUCAAGCUGAGCGCCGUGGGCUGGGGCUUCCCCGCCUUCCUGGUGACCUUGGUGGCACUGGUGGACAUUAACAACUACGGCUCCAUCAUCCUGUCUGUGCAAAGGACCUCAGAGAGUGUCAUCUACCCUUCCAUGUGCUGGAUCCGGGACUCCCUGGUCAGCCACAUCACCAACCUGGGCCUCUUCAGCCUGGUGCUUCUGUUCAACACGGCCAUGCUGGCCACGAUGGUGGUACAGAUCCUGCGGCUGCAUCCGCACACCCAGAAGUGGCCCCACGUGCUGACGCUGCUGGGCCUCAGCCUGGUCCUCGGCCUGCCCUGGGCCUUGGUCUUCUUCUCCUUUGCUUCCGGCACCUUCCAGCUUGUUGUCCUCUAUUUCUUCAGCAUCAUGACCUCCUUCCAAGGCUUCCUCAUCUUCCUCUGGUACUGGUCCAUGCGGCUGCAGGCGCAGGGCGGGCCCUCGCCUCUGAAGAGCAGCUCCGACAGCACCAGGCUCCCCAUCACCUCGGGCAGCACCUCGUCCAGCUGCAUCUAGGUCGCCCGCCCGCCCCCCGGUGUGAGGGAGCAGCGAUGCGGCUCGCACCACUGCCUGCGCCCCUGCCGCCGGGCCCGGGACCUCAGAGGGCUGGAGCUGUCGCACGGCGGCCGGACUCCCUGGCUGGGCCUUCUGAAUUGGCCCUCGGACCACCGGGCUCUUGGCUCACUCUCACGGGGCUCAGGAGUGGGACCAUCCUCCUGGCCGCCUCGCCUGGGCUGAAGGCCAGGCUGAGCUCGCCCGCCCUGGCUCAGCCCUCGUGGCUGCGGUCGGGAACCGCAGGCCCAGAGUCAGGCUGUGGACCUUGGAGGCCUGGCAGAGCCUUUGGCCCGGCCUCUGCCCAGGACGGACGUGGGCCGUGGCUAUCCUGUUUCUGGUGACUGCCAGGCGGGCACUUUGCAGCCCCUGUCAUUUUAACCCAAGGCUGGCACCAGGUGAAAGGGAUUGGGCCGAGCUUCAGACCCGGGAGGAGGAGACUCCUGCCCUGCCGCUGAGCUCAGGGCUCUGUGCUCUGUCAGCUUUCCAA
This is a messenger RNA of Eptesicus fuscus (big brown bat), 2742 nucleotides long. It is a transcript of the gene ADGRG1, whose product is annotated as adhesion G protein-coupled receptor G1. Lineage: Eukaryota; Metazoa; Chordata; Mammalia; Chiroptera; Vespertilionidae. The record is from RefSeq and is a predicted model, not a curated record. Gene Ontology annotation, cellular component: membrane. Gene Ontology annotation, molecular function: G protein-coupled receptor activity; heparin binding. Bases 147 to 2216 code for a protein of 689 amino acids. The transcript has 14 exons. Gene Ontology annotation, biological process: adenylate cyclase-activating G protein-coupled receptor signaling pathway; cell surface receptor signaling pathway.